Molecule: messenger RNA, 1485 nt
Organism: Bufo gargarizans (Asiatic toad)
Lineage: Eukaryota; Metazoa; Chordata; Amphibia; Anura; Bufonidae
Product: histamine N-methyltransferase-like
Exons: 6
Coding region: 4-879 (291 amino acids)
Molecular function (GO): N-methyltransferase activity
Source: RefSeq, a predicted model, not a curated record
AAGAUGGAGACUGCAAUGAGGAGCCUUCUGUCAGAUAGCAGCAGAUACGUCGAGUCCUUCCGCCUAUUCCUUAAGAAUUCCACCGAUCACCAGUGCAUGCAGCAGUUUAUAGAGACCAGGCUGCCAGGCAUCGUCUCCAGUAUAGGGGAUGGAAAGACGACCAUCAAUGUCCUUGGAGUAGGAAGUGGAUCAGGUGAAAUAGACCUAAAAAUCUUGUCCAAAAUACAAGCUCGAUAUCCUGGAAUCCCCAUCCAUAGUGAUAUUGUUGAGCCAAGCCCAGAGCAGAUCCUCAGCUACAAGGAGCGCGUGGCCAAGACCCCGGGACUUGAAAAUGUUCAUUUUAACUGGAUCAACAAAACAUCUUUUGAGUUUGAGGUUCAAGUUAAGGAAGAGACGUCAGAAAGAAAGUAUGAUUUCAUCCAUAUGAUACAUAUGCUGUACUACGUAGAAGAUGUGCCAGCAACACUGACCUUCUUCAGGAGCCUAUUGGCACCAAAUGGAAAACUCCUUAUAAUACUUGUAUCUGGAAAUAGCGGAUCUUCUAUUAUAUGGAAGAAGUACGGACCACGUUUGCCCCGAAACGACCAGUGCCUCUCAGCGGACGACAUUGCAGACGUGCUGAGAUCAGAGGGCACAAAGUAUCAGAGCUAUGAGCUGCCAGCUUACAUUAACAUCACGGAAUGCUUCAUCGAUGGGAACAGGAACGGCGACUUGAUGUUGGAUUUUCUCACAGAGACUUAUGAUUUUAACAAAAAUGCCUCUCCCGAGCUGAGAGAGGAAAUAUUUCAAGAGCUCCAGCGCCCAAAGUACAGCUCUGUUAAAGAGGGAAAGAUAAUUUUAAAUAAUAAUCUUAGCGCUAUAGUGGUGGGGAGUGGAUAGAUAUGAGGAACAAUGGGCGCGUCCAUGCAACUGGUCUCAGUGAUUACAAAAUUUUUCUAAAUAUUGAAUUUUUUUUACUGUUUUUAGAUGCGAUGUUUAAAAAGAUUGGGGGGGUCAUCCUUUUUGCUAUUAUGGGGACUGUUAAUGUAGUAGAAUUCAGGAACAAGGUGGGAAGGCUUGGGGGUUCUCUACGCCUCUCCAUAGUCUAUGCUUUUUCCUCAUAUUUAGUUUUUUUGGGUCAAGGGCAAAACCUACAAUCUCUCCCUCCAUAAUUUACUCAAUGCCCCUUCCGUAAGUCUCAUACACAUCCAAUGCAGAGCGCCAUAUACAAGCAUAACCAGCCCUCUGUUUAAAUAUAUGGGGCACUAGACACACAGAAUCGGCAACAGGACUCUUUUCAAUAGGUAAGAGUCACAAAGAUGGGUCCAACACCUAGUUUUGUGCAUGUGUCCUACUAAAGGAUUAUCCCGUUGUAUUAAUCUUUUUUGUUUAGGACACCCAGUGGCUUAAAAAUAAAGGCCAUACUGAUUUCACCAUGCUCCAGUCCCUGCUGCUCUUCAAUUCCUAGUCCCAGUUUAAUGCACCAGAAAUACCUGGAAAAGCCAA